Molecule: messenger RNA, 3431 nt
Organism: Oryza brachyantha (malo sina)
Lineage: Eukaryota; Viridiplantae; Streptophyta; Magnoliopsida; Poales; Poaceae
Product: receptor kinase-like protein Xa21
Exons: 2
Coding region: 1-3159 (1052 amino acids)
Biological process (GO): protein phosphorylation; hormone-mediated signaling pathway
Cellular component (GO): plasma membrane
Molecular function (GO): protein binding; protein kinase activity; ATP binding
Source: RefSeq, a predicted model, not a curated record
AUGGCGAUGGCUCCUACGAGCUUGCUGCUUUCGCUUUCCAUUGUCUUGCACCUGGCGCUGGCGGCAGCCGGAGCGGAAGGAGAAGAUGCCGCAGCUCUGCUCGCUUUCAAGGCCGCGGCGGUCGGCGGCGGCGGCGUGCUUGCGUCGUGGAACGGCAGCGCCGCCGGGGUGUGCAGCUGGGAAGGCGUGAGGUGCGACCGGCUGCGGCGGGUGGUGGCGCUUAGCCUGCGCGGGCAAGAUCUCUCCGGGACACUGUCGCCGGCCGUCGGCAACCUGACGUCGCUGCGGGUGCUCAACCUGAGUUACAACUGGCUGCACGGUGAGAUUCCCGCAAGCCUCGGCCGCCUGCGUCUCCUCGGGACACUAGACCUGAGCUUCAACACCUUCUCCGGCGACGUCCCCGGCAACCUGACCUCCUGCACCAGCUUGAAAAACCUGCUCCUCGGCAGCAACAACCUCACGGGGCGCAUACCAGCGGAGCUCGGCAACACGCUGACUGGCCUUCAGAGGCUAGGCCUUGACAACAACAGCUUCAUCGGCCACUGGCCGGCUUCACUGGCCAACCUGACGUCCCUGCGAUACCUCAGCCUCAGGAUGAACAGUCUCGAGGGCACAAUACCUCCCAGUUUCGGCAGCAACAUGCCACGCCUUCGCUCCAUCGACAUCUGCUCCAACAACCUGAGUGGUGCACUCCCGUCUUCCCUGUACAAUUUGUCAUCGCUAGAGAUCUUUGUCGCCGGAAACAACAAGCUGAAUGGAAGCAUUGCUUCUGAUAUUGGUGAAAAGUUCCCUCGGUUGAAUUCUUUUGCGGUGUUCAACAACCAGUUCAGCGGGGAAAUUCCUCCCUCGUUCUCCAAUCUCACUAACCUCUCGAACCUGCAGCUAGCAGAAAACGGAUUUCGUGGCUUCGUGCCCCGUGAUCUAGGGAAGUUUAAUGCUCUGGAGAAUCUACAGCUGGGUGAUACUAUGCUUGAAGCAGGGGACAUGAAGGGCUGGGAAUUUGUUGAUUCAUUGGUAAACUGCAGUAAGCUAAAGGUUUUAGUUCUCAGUGGCAACAAUUUCACAGGGCAGCUCCCUACUUCGAUAGCGAAACUGUCAACAUCUCUCCAGAUUCUAUACUUGGGUGACAGUAGGAUUUCUGGAGGCAUCCCCUCUGAUAUUGGUAAUUUGGUCGGUCUAAGAUCACUAUACCUGUCUAAUACAGACAUCUCAGGUGUAAUUCCAGAGAGCAUUGGGAAGCUGGAAAACUUGACUGCGGUAUACCUGAAUAACAAUAGCUUGUCUGGUCAUGUCCCAUCUUCCAUCGGAAAUCUCACCAAGCUGAUGAAGCUAUUCAUGCAAGACAACAAAUUGGAAGGACCAAUCCCUGCGAAUCUUGGUAAGCUGAAAAGCCUUGAAGUUCUUGAUUUAUCAAGAAAUCACCUCAAUGGUUCGAUCCCAAAAGAAAUUUUGGAGCUGCCUUCCCUUACACAGUACUUGAAUUUAUCAUACAACUCUCUCUCUGGAGCGCUUCCUUCUGAAGUUGGGAGCUUAUCUAGCCUCAGCGAGUUGAUUCUGUCAGGAAACCAAUUGUCUGGCCUGAUGCCAAGUAGCAUAAAAAAGUGCAUAGUGCUGACUGUAAUGUCAUUGGACAGUAACUCUUUUCAAGGAACUAUACCUGAGUUUCUUGGGGACAUUAAGGGGCUCCGCUUACUGAACCUAACCAUGAACAUGUUUUCUGGUGUGAUUCCUGAUGCCCUUGGUAGCAUCCACAGCCUGCAAGAGUUGUAUCUAGCGUACAACAACUUGUCCGGGCCUGUCCCAGCAGUCCUGCAGAAUGUGACAUCAUUAUCAAAGUUGGAUCUAUCUUUCAAUGAUCUGCAAGGUGAAGUGCCAAAAGAAGGUAUUUUUAAAAACUUAUCUUACUUGUCUUUAGCUGGAAACAGUGAGCUUUGUGGGGGAGCAUCCCAUCUUCACCUGCCUGCAUGCUCCACACAUGCUGUUAGAACUAGAAGCAAAAUGUGGUUAAGGUCUCUUAAAAUAGCUCUAGCAGCAAUAGCUGUAGUCUUGUUCUUAGCUCUAGUUAUGGCGAUCAUUCUGUUAUUCCAUCGUAGAAAGCCUAUAGAUAGGAAGAAAGGACAGCCCUUAACUCGAGUUGUUAAGGAACACUAUGAAAGAGUUUCUUAUCAGGACUUGUCAAAUGGAACCAAGGGAUUUUCUCAUGACAAUUUGCUUGGAAAAGGAAGCUAUGGUGCAGUCUAUAAAUGCACUUUUUUUGAUGAGGAAACUAUUGCUGCUGUAAAGGUGUUUUACCUUGAGCAGUCUGGAUCUACCAGAAGUUUUGUGGCAGAAUGUGAAGCACUGAGAAGGGUUCGCCACCGUUGUCUCAUAAAGAUCAUCACUUGCUGCUCAAGCAUAAAUAAUCAAGGUCAAGAUUUCAAGGCACUAGUUUUUGAGUUUAUGCCCAAUGGAAGCUUAUAUGGUUGGCUUCAUCCAAAAUCUGAUAGGCCCACUGUUGCCAAUACUUUGAGCCUAAUUCAAAGGCUGGACAUUGCUGUUGAUAUUGUGGAUGCUCUGGAAUAUCUUCAUAAUGAUUGCCAACCACCGAUCGUUCACUGUGAUCUCAAGCCAAGCAACAUCCUUCUUGCUGACGACAUGAGUGCUCGAGUUGGAGAUUUCGGCAUCUCAAGAAUCCUAACUGAGAGUGCGAGCAAAACCCUGCAAAAUUCUAGCAACACAAUCGGAAUAAGAGGCUCCAUAGGUUAUGUUGCUCCAGAGUAUGGGGAAGGCUCUGCAGUCUCCACCCUUGGAGAUGUUUAUAGUCUGGGCAUAUUGCUACUUGAGAUGUUUACAGGAAUGAGCCCAACAGACGAUAUGUUCAGAGAUUCACUGGACCUGCACAGUUUUGCAGAGGCUGCCCAUCCUGACAGAAUCUUGGAGAUAGCCGAUCCGACACUAUGGGUGCACGCAGACACCAAGGAUAGCAUCACAAGAAGCAGGGUGCAGGAGUGUUUGAUUUCAGUCAUUGGCCUCGGCUUAUCCUGCUCAAAGCAUCAACCGAAAGAGCGAAUGCUGAUACAGGAUGCAGCCGUGAAGAUGCACGCGAUCAGAGACGAAGCCUACCUGAUGUUUUCCGGCUCUUUUUCAGUGGACAUGGAAGAUGAGACGAAACAAAUUUGAAGCGAUUUGAAGCAAGAGUGAGUAAACUAGGCCUGAAAAAAAGGUAGAAUAACGAGAUAUGCUAGCUGCAGAUAGCGGCUUCUGCCAGAAACAUGUUUAGACGCAUUUGGUUGCGUCAGUUCAUAUGGCUGUGUAAUGCAAGCUAAUACUUGAAACUUUUGAGUGUAUACUUUUUUUUUGGGACAUGUUGAAGGUGUAUAUUAUUACUUCCAUUACUACUCUGAGAACAAGACUUCAUAUCUGGAAAACUGUCAAUAAAGAUUUACGAAUGU